Aspergillus nidulans FGSC A4 is the source of this 1553-nucleotide messenger RNA. RefSeq names its product protein mcdA. NCBI's taxonomy places the organism in Eukaryota, Fungi, Ascomycota, Eurotiomycetes, Eurotiales, Aspergillaceae. Gene Ontology annotation, molecular function: lyase activity. The record is from RefSeq and is a predicted model, not a curated record. Bases 48 to 1553 code for a protein of 501 amino acids. The transcript has 4 exons.
GUUGAACUGCGUUUUCUGUACUACUGCUGUGCAGGAACAGCAAAAGAAUGCUCGCCGCGCAAUUCGCCCGAACUCCAGGCCGCCGAGUCAUGACAAAGCUCUCCUCGCAAAAUCCUAUUCUUCGCCCUGCAUCCUUCCUCAUCAAUCAACAUAACAGCACUCGAAAACGUGCCAUGUCCUCCCAGCCUUCAGCAACUCGCACGCGCGCCCUGGUAGACUGGGCAAGCGCCUUGCAGUUCACCGACCUACCACCCGCCGUCAUUGCCCGCACAAAAGACUUUUUCGUGGAUACUUUAGCCUGCGCCGUCGCAGGUCGCGAGCACAUCGCCGUAAAAUCCAUGCUCGAGUACUCCAAGAUAAUGGGCCCAGCCGAUGGAAAGUGCGAGCUUAUCGGCUUUCCGGAUGUCAAGACAACCCCGGCCUUUGCGGCGCUGGUGAACGGGGGCGCGGCGCACGUUGUUGAGCAGGAUGAUUUACAUAAUAGUAGUAUGAUGCACCCGGCGACGAUCAUCUAUCCCACCGCACUAGCCGUAGCGCAGGAUGUCGGCGCCACUGGUAGGGACUUCAUCACUGCCUGUGUGGUGGGAUACGAAUUCGCCUGUCGGGCAGGUGAGUACCUCGGCAAAGCCCACUACGAGAAAUUCCACACAACAGCGACAACAGGCGUGCUGGGCGCCGCUGCAACAACCGCCUACCUCCUCCGUCUGGACAGCGAUCAAUUUCUCUCCUCCAUCGGCACCGCUGGAACCCAAGCAGCCGGGCUCUGGCAGUUCCUCCUUGAUGCAACGCAUUCAAAACAAGUACAUACCGCGCAAGCCUGUGCGGCCGGUGUAUUCUCCGCCUACACUUCCGCGUCCGGACUUCUAGGGACAUCCGAUAUCCUCGAGGGCGAAAGAGGAAUGGGCGCUACACUGGGGAAUCUAACCACCACCCCUGAAGCAAUCGACAGGGAUCUCGGACGGAAAUGGUCUGUGUUAGAGAGCAGCUUCAAAUGGCACGCUUCUUGUCGCCACACACAUCCGAGCGCCGAUGCACUGAUUGCGCUCAUGCACGACGAGAACGUCAAAUAUACCGAUAUCGAAUCCGUCACAGCAUACACGUAUAAAGCGGCGCUGGACGUGCUUGGACUUAGCGGGGAGGGAAAGACGGUGCACCAGAGUAAAUUCAGUAUGGGUUUCGUGUUGGCAGUCGCGGCGAAGAAAGGCACGGCGGGAUUGACUGAUUUUACGGAGGAGGCGCUGAAAGAUCCUGAACUUCGGGAGCUGCAGGGCCGGGUGAAAAUGGUACUUGACGAGGAGAUCGACGCUGCGUUUCCGGAGAAAUGGCUGGGGCGUGUUGUGGUGCAGACGAAGGACGGGAGGACGUUGAGUAGGACAGUGGACGUUGUGAAGGGGGAUCCCGGGUGGACGUUGACAAGGGAGGAGAUCGAGUCAAAGGCUUUGGCGCUGGCGGAGUAUGGACGUGUGAAGGAUCUGAAUGCGUUCAAGGAUGCGAUUCAGAGAAUAUGGAGACUCGAGGAGCAGGAUAAGAUAAACCGAUUCUCCUUUUCGUGA